AUGCCCCCAACUCCAACAAUCCUCAUAAUCCCCGGCCUCUGGGAAGGUCCCACAGGCUUCGAUCCCAUCGCAGCCCUACUCACAGCCUCCAACCUCAAAACUGAAAUCGCCACUCUCCCAAGCACAGGCACUAUAUCUCCGGGCAACCCAAGUCUCAAAGACGAUGUCAUAGCAGUACGUGCCCAUAUUGACAAACUCGUCCAACAAGGUGAAGACAUCCUAUUGGUCCUCCACUCCGCAGGCGGAUUUAUCGGCUGCGAAGCAAUGGAGGGGCUUAGCAAGAAAGCCCGCGAAGAACGGGGACUCAGUGGGGGUGUUGUGGGGAUUGUGUUUGUAGCUGCUGCUGUCGUGGAGGAGGGGUAUGUGCAUCAGGCUUUGCCGUUUGCUGCUGAGGAGGGCGGAGCGUUGCAUUGUAUACAGCCGGAACGGACGCUUUUUAACGAUCUUGAUGAGGCAGGGAAAAGGAAGUGGUUGGGGGUGCUUAGGCCUCAGCCUGCCCAUGGUUGGCGGGGAACGACGACGUUUGCGGGUUGGAAGGAUGUGGAGAGUGUGUAUCUUGUUUGUGAGGAGGAUCAAAGUCUCCCGGUUUUCCUGCAGGAGGAGUUUGCUGGGUUAGCUGGAAGUAAGAUUGAAAGGUGCAGUGCAGGCCAUAUGCCGCAUUUGAGUCAGCCGAGCAGGGUUGUGGAAGUGAUCAAAGACGCGGUUGCCGCUUUUGCUUGA
Aspergillus bombycis is the source of this 720-nucleotide messenger RNA. RefSeq names its product alpha/beta hydrolase. The record is from RefSeq and is a predicted model, not a curated record. The coding region runs from base 1 to 720 and encodes 239 amino acids. NCBI's taxonomy places the organism in Eukaryota, Fungi, Ascomycota, Eurotiomycetes, Eurotiales, Aspergillaceae. The transcript is spliced from 2 exons.